Messenger RNA from Phoenix dactylifera (date palm), 2248 nucleotides. Its product is annotated as auxin-responsive protein IAA16-like. Gene Ontology annotation, biological process: regulation of DNA-templated transcription. The record is from RefSeq and is a predicted model, not a curated record. NCBI's taxonomy places the organism in Eukaryota, Viridiplantae, Streptophyta, Magnoliopsida, Arecales, Arecaceae. Gene Ontology annotation, cellular component: nucleus.
UUUCCUCCAAUAAGAGAGGGGAAGCGAGAGAAGAACACCCGCAGCUCUAUCGCUGGGUUUGGGUAAGCGUGCUGGUGUCAUUCGAGCACGCCUCUCCUGAGCCGAUCCCACUAUCCAAUGCUUGCGUGACCGAGACUCUCAUUCGCUUUUCCGGCCUCGUUUCAGCAUGGAAUCUCCUACGGUUCUUCUGCUCUUAUUCCCGUUCUGAUCUCAACCUCUGCGACGAAGAGAAGAGAGAGAGAGAGAGAGAGAGAGAGAGAGAAAAAGAAAAAGAGCACGGAAAACGGCGAAUUAACUAGAACAGGUCCAAUCGAAAGCUGGAGGCCUUUCAAGAUCGUAUUUUGAGAGUUGCGGGGGUCAAUAAUGGUGGUUUGCCAUGUGGGUGUUCGAUUUUGUAGCGUGGGGUUGAGGGUUUUGGGGGACGGAGCACGGACUUUGGUGCGGUGAAAGUAAAAGGGAGACCGCUUUUUUCCUGUUUUUGUUCAGAGAAUUGGGUCGCCGUUUGAGAAGGUUUUCUAAUUGUAUCUUCUUAUUCUGCUAGCAUUUUCUGAUUUUUUUUGGCCUUUUCUUCUUGGAGGAUACUUAAAACGCUGUCCCCUGUCUUCCGUCCUUCAGUGCAUGCUCUUUUCUCCUGGUUUUCUUUCGUUAUAAUCUCUUUUUUUUUGUGUUUAUAUUUCCUAGUUGGUGUUUCCUCACCAAAGUUGCAAUCUUUUUUUCGACCUUUCCUUUGUGAAGACUAAAAGAGAGAAAGGUUCUCUCCUUUGCUCCCAGUCUUUCUUCCAUUAUCCAGAAGAGAGUUUCCGUCAGAAAAAAAAAAGAAAUGCAGAAGAGAGUCAUGGAAGAGGAUUUUAGGAAAGGAGAAGGACGUCCUCAGCUGCUCCAUCUCAUUCCAAAUGAGAGAGAUUGGAUGGUCAAGGAAGUGGGUGGAGGAGGAAAAUGCUUUGGAGUCUCUAAAGAGAAAAAACUUGAGCUGAGACUUGGCCUCCCUGGAGGUGAGGACUGGUCAGCAGUUAACGACAAGAGAGAAGAGCACCCUGUCGAGCCUGCUCUAUCCCUUGGUCACUACUCCAAGGUUUCUAAGACCACAGGCUCUAAUCCUUCUUCUGUUGGAGCCAAAAGAGGAUUUCUGGACACAGUUGAGUCCAAAACAGAAGUUUUUCAGCAGCAGCAGCAGCACCAGCCUGGCUUUCUGCAGUUGCAGGCUAAAGGGAAGGAAUUAUCACAGAAGACAAAUGGGAGGGCAGAGCAGCAGAGCCUUGAGAAAAAGGCUUCUGGGUCUCCAGUAGCACACGGUUCUGCUGCUGCUCCGUGUGGUGAUGCAGCUGGAGCCAACAACAGCUCUCAGACAAGGACUGCCACAACUCCAGUUGUUGGGUGGCCUCCUAUUCGUUCUUUCAGAAGGAAUCUUGCAAGCACUUCCAAACCUUCCCUUGAAUCAUGGAACGGAGGAUCAGAAACAGCAGUUAAGUUCGAGAAUGGUAGGAAAGGCUUGUUUGUGAAAAUCAACAUGGACGGGAUACCCAUUGGAAGAAAAGUAGAUUUGAAGGCCUAUGAUAGCUAUGAGAAGCUUGCUUUGGCUGUAGAUGAACUCUUUCAGGGCCUUCUUGCAGCUCAAAGGGAUCCUCUUACUGCUGGAAUUCAGAAGAAUCCUGAAGAAAAGCAAGCAAUUACAGGUUUACUAGAUGGAAGCGGUGAAUAUACUUUAGUUUAUGAAGAUGAUGAAGGUGACACGAUGCUGGUGGGUGAUGUUCCUUGGGGCAUGUUUGUUUCCACAGCUAAGAGAUUGCGUGUGUUGAAGAGUUCUGAGCUUUCUGCAACUUCUCUGGGAGCAGUCAGCAGGAAAAGAACAGCAACCUAGUGUUUAAUUGGAAAGAAGAGGGUCUUUUAUCUUUGGGUUGUGCAUUGAACAUCUGCUGCUUUUUGGUAGGCUUUGGAAGAUGCAUCUGAGUGGAUAUUUUUUUCUUUCCUGCUUUUCCUUGACUUCUCUCCUUAGAGGCAAGCUUAAGCAUUUUCCAGUCAUCUCUUUUCCUCUUUGAUCUUCCGGGUUUGUGAGAACCAAGGAGGAAGGUACUGGUAGGAAUUUGAUAUGUGCAAGGAAAACAUAAAUGCUUGGAGCUAUGAUUGAUCAAGUUAUCUUUAUAUUAUGAUGCUGAAUUUGACUCUGGUUUCCAGUUCACAAUUCGAGCAGAUCUUAUUUGUAAGCUGAGAAAUUCUAAUUAAUGAUUUUGCCGAGCUUUUAACAAAACAA